This is a messenger RNA of Blepharisma stoltei, 447 nucleotides long. The record is from the annotation of a GenBank genome assembly. Lineage: Eukaryota; Ciliophora; Heterotrichea; Heterotrichida; Blepharismidae.
AUGAUUUUUGAAAAUUUUGAAGACCUUGAAGAUUGUUUCCAAUUGUUUGAUUCUAACCAUAAUGGGUAUUUAAACACCCAAGAGCUAAGCAAUGCUUUUCGUGCCCUAGGAUUAAAUCCAUCACUAGGACAAGUGGAGAAACUAUUGCAGUCAGUGGAUUUGCAUCAUCGAAAUCAGAUAAACGUCGAUGAGUUUGCCAAAUUAUUUGGACUAGCAAAGCCUGAAUGCAGUAUCUCUAAGGAGCAGCUGAUAAGGGAAAUUUCUAAAUUUGAUAGAGAUAGGAACGGGUUUAUUGAUGCAGACGAGCUCAGAAAUAUUUUAAGUUCAAGAGGCGAACCUUUGGAUAGUCACCACAUUGAUGAAAUUUUGCAUGAUUUCGAUACUAAUGGUGACGGUAGACUCAGCAUUGAAGAAUUAGCGAAUGGGUUAUUAGGGUUGUCGAAAUAA